Entamoeba dispar SAW760 is the source of this 342-nucleotide messenger RNA. RefSeq lists its product as uncharacterized. The record is from RefSeq and is a predicted model, not a curated record. The coding region runs from base 1 to 342 and encodes 113 amino acids. The transcript has a single exon. NCBI's taxonomy places the organism in Eukaryota, Evosea, Mastigamoebida, Endamoebidae.
AUGUGGAUGAAAUAUCCUUUGAUGGAAUUCUUAUCUACAUAUGUUAUUAUCAUGAUCGAUGAAAGUAAUGAUAUAGUUUUAGAAAACAUGAGAAUUAUUUCAAAAUUAUUGAAUAAAUGGAAUAAAAUGACUACUGAUAUUAUUAAAAUUCAAAACAGAAAACCAGAUGGGUUUAGUGAUAAUAAAAAUAAAAAGUAUAUUUCAUCAAUUUCAUAUGAAGAGAAUGAAAUAGUGGAACCAUCAUCAAUUCAAAGAGAAUCAGAGAGAAUACUUAAUUGUCAGAGUUUCUUCGAACAAGAAGAUCAUUGCUCCCUUUUAGAUUUAAGUGAUUCUAACUUUUAA